Sesamum indicum (sesame) is the source of this 1471-nucleotide messenger RNA. Its product is annotated as alpha/beta-Hydrolases superfamily protein. Gene Ontology annotation, molecular function: catalytic activity. NCBI's taxonomy places the organism in Eukaryota, Viridiplantae, Streptophyta, Magnoliopsida, Lamiales, Pedaliaceae. The record is from RefSeq and is a predicted model, not a curated record. Gene Ontology annotation, cellular component: chloroplast.
GUAUCAGUAGUUAGUGGUGGUCGUUAAAAUUCCAACUCCCUUCACUCGCUCCUACUUCCACCGCCACCACCAGUCCCCCCGCCGCUGCCAUGCCUUUCUCUCUCCUUUCUCCUCCGCCGCCUCUCCUCUCCCCGAUCAGUUCCUCUUCCUCCUCAAAUAGAUUUUUCGUACCGAAAAGGUUCAUCCGUACAAUUGCCAAGGCUUCUGAGGAUGAUGACGACAAACCAGCUUUCAAUCCAUUUGGUUUCGUCACUGACAAUCCGUCAAGCCGCAGCGCCAUUCAGCUCCCGGAAUCCCCUGCCGAGGACGGGAAUGUCGGACAAAUGCUCUACAGAAUAGAAGACAAGGGGAAGGAAUAUGGUUCAUACAUUAAAUCUGGAGGGUUUCGAUGGUUUGUUAGAGAAACAGGAUCACCUGAGAGCAGACGUGGAACUGUUGUGUUUCUCCAUGGAGCUCCAACACAGUCCUACAGCUAUCGAGUUGUCAUGUCUCAGAUGGCAGAUGCUGGGUUCCACUGCUUUGCACCUGACUGGAUCGGAUUUGGUUUCAGUGACAAGCCACAGGCUGGAUAUGGAUUCGACUACACAGAGAAAGAAUUCCAUGAAGUAUUUGACAAGUUACUGGACACACUCGGGGUUACUUCUCCUUUUCUCCUAGUAGUUCAGGGAUUUCUGGUGGGAUCAUAUGGAUUGACUUGGGCUUUGAAAAAUCAAAGCAAAAUAUCAAAGCUUGCAAUCCUGAACACCCCAUUGACAAUUUCAUCUCCACUUCCUGGACUAUUUCAACAACUAAGGAUUCCAUUUUUUGGUGAAUUUACUUGCCAGAAUGCGGUUAUGGCAGAGCGUUUUAUUGAAGCAGGUAGCCCCUACGUCUUGAAGCUGGAAAAGGCAGACGUGUAUCGGUUACCAUAUUUGGCCAGCAGUGGACCUGGAUUUGCACUGCUUGAGGCUGCAAAAAGAGCUAACUUCAAGGAUAUUACUAGCCAAAUAUCAGCUGGAUUUGCAUCUGGAAGCUGGGACAAACCAAUUUUAGUUGCCUGGGGAAUAUCAGACAAGUAUCUCCCUCAGUCAAUAGCGGAAGAAUUUCAGAAAGGGAAUCCUGAUGUAAUAAAGCUUAAGAUGAUUGAAGGUGCAGGCCACAUGCCACAGGAGGACUGGCCAGAGAAAGUUGUUGAUGCCUUGAGAGUAUUCUUUUGAUCCACGAAAAGCCCGCUUAAGACACAAUCUACUCAGCUACCAUUGGAUAUUAUGUUUAGAAGGUAGCUGAUGUUUUCCGAUACAAAUGUAUGUCUUAAAUGGUCGCAAAGGCAGUUCUAUAAUUUGAUUGGUAAAUUGUUACCUAAAUUGAAGAUGCUACAACAUCUGUACAUCAUUCUAACAGAAAAGGGAAGAAGGAAAAUAAAUGUGGAUCUUCUUCCUCUGGACGAAUACUAUGGACUAAUCAUGCCAAAAAGGACCUUGCUCGGGAACUA